AUGCCAGGCGUCGUCGAGGUGCCCGCGGUGCCGGCGGCGCCGCUGUUCAGACGCGAUUUCAGUGUUGGCCAACAGAAGGUGGAGCUAGAGAUUGACUUUGUGAACAAAAGUCUGAAAGGAAGCACCGAGAUCACCCUCUAUCCAAGCCGCGUGGACCUUCGAACGAUUCACUUGAACUUUCGCCAGGGUGAAAUCAAGCGCCUCACAGUUAACGGGAAAGCGACGACAUUGAAAUACACCGAUCCCUAUGAAAAUCUUCAUCUGUACGGGACCCAGUACCAUGAGCGCCUCACCCAGAAAAUCGAUGGUCUUCUGAAAACACCGCUAGACCCCCAGUUGGAGAUCCCGAUCCCAAAGAGUGUGCAUAUCAGAGAGUUGGACUCGCGAUCCGCGGAGGCACGAGAGCGCAUCGCCUUGCAAGGUGCUGGGGAAGAUGUCGAUGGACCGUCGGACAGCAAAGCACCGCAAAGUGAUCUACCUCAGUUUUCGGCCAUUGUCGUCCAUAUUGAAUUCGUCAUUGAUCGCGUUCGGGAUGGACUGCAGUUCGUUGGCGUCGAUAGCGGAGAUCGUCGGUAUCCGCAUGCAUUUACUACAAACUCACCAGAGUCAAGUGUUGGAUGCCCGCUGUUCCCUUGCGUGGAUGACCCGUCGUCGCGCUGUGCCUGGGAGAUCUCAAUCUCGUGCCCUGCAUCGCUGGGCGAUGUCUUUGAGCGGAAGAUCACCAGCUCCAGCUCUCGCUCAAAGGUCCAGAACCGAUACAUUUCCGCCGAUGAUGGGGCAUUGGACAUGUCUGUCGUGUGCUCCGGUGAGUUGACAGACGAUAUCACUGAUCCUAAAGACUCGACCAGGAAGACAGUAUCAUUCGCGUGCUACACCCCUCUUUCUGCCCAGCAGAUUGGCUUUGCGGUUGGACCCUUUGAGUAUGUCAACCUUGCAGACUUCCGCGAGAGUGAUCAGGAUGAACAGUUGGGACAGAAUGCGAUUCCAGUGCAUGCAUUCUGUCUUCCCGGUAGAGCUGAUGAAGUGCAAAACACCGGCUUUCCUAUGGCCCAAGCGAUCGAUUUCUUCUCAUUGUCCUAUGGUUCAUACCCUUUCUCCAGCUACAAAAUGUGCUUUGUGGACGAUGUCGCCACAGACACCUUGCCCACCGCAGGAAUGACAAUCUGCAGUAGCCAUCUUCUCUUCCCCGCUGACAUCAUCGACCCUAUGUACGACUCAACACGUGCUCUUGUACAUGCUCUGGCAUGCCAAUGGAGUGGUAUUAACAUCAUUCCUAAUGAGCCCGCGGACACAUGGGUUACUGUUGGUGUUGCAUGGUUUGUGACCGAUACAUUCAUGAAGAAGUUGUGCGGUACCAACGAAUAUCGUUAUCGACUCAAGCAGACAUCAGACAGAAUAUGCGAUUUGGACUACGAGCGCCCUUCGAUCUACGAUAUGGGCAAUUUUUUGAAAAUUGACCCAUCAGAAUAUCGAUUCAUUGCGCUGAAGGCACCCUUGGUGUUAUUUAUUCUUGACCGUCGGUUGACCAAGGCCAGUGGAAAGGCUACAAUGUCUCGCAUUAUCUCUCGGCUUUUCCUCAACUCACGCAUGGGUGACAUUCCUAAUGGUGCAGUAACGUCGCCCAUGUUUCAAAGGUUAUGUGAACGAUUUGGUCAUGCAAAGUUGGAUGUCUUCUUCCAACAGUGGGUGUAUGGUGCGGGAUGCCCAAGGUUUCAAGCCACGCAACGGUUCAACAAAAAGAAGCUGGUAGUUGAAAUGAUGAUCAGACAGGUUCAGUCUGAGCAAACAGCCGCCCGGGACCUUGAAAAGGAUGCCUUCCUGCGCGACGUCAAGGAAGAGAUUCGACAUGUCUAUGCUGGGCCGAUUCAGCCCGUUUUCACCGGAUCAAUGACCAUUCGAAUCCACGAGGCUGAUGGUACGCCAUAUGAGCACAUUGUCGAGAUCAAAGAAGGUGUCACAAAAUUCGAUAUUCCAUACAACACCAAGUACAAGCGACUCAAGCGGAACAAGAAGCAACGGGAGCGUGCAGUGGCCUCUGGGGACGCCGAGACGCAAGAAGAUGUCCUCUUGUACUGUCUUGGUGAUGUUCUACAAACAGAAGAGGAGACACAGGCCUGGCGGCUGGCUGACUGGACCAAAGAAGACGAAGAACGAAUGGGGCAAGAGUCGUAUGAGUGGAUUCGCAUGGAUGCAGAUUUCGAGUGGAUUUGCAGAUUGUCUCUCGGUAUGCCAGGUUACAUGUAUCUGUCGCAGCUUCAGCAAGACCGAGACGUCGUUGCCCAACUCGAGUCUCUUCAGUACAUGGCGGCCCAGCGAGAGCAUCCUCUGAUUUCAACCAUUUUCACACGCACACUCAUGGACAGCCGAUACUUCCACGGGAUUCGCGUCACCGCAGCAAAGGCACUCAUCAAACACGCCAAGGAUGAGGUGGAAUGGAUCGGAUUGCAUCAUCUGGAAACGGCAUUCCAGGAGCUUUUUUGCUUACCCGGAUCCCCGAUGACACGCUCGAAUGACUUUUCCGACCGGGCGGCCUACAUUCUUCAACAGGUGAUCCCCGAUGCGAUUUCGCAAGUACGUGACAACAGUGGCAAGACCCCUCUGCGGGUCAAGCGUUUUCUAUUCGACAAGCUCAAGUUCAACGACAAUUCGAAUAACGAGUAUUCGGACAACUUUUACGUAGCUUCUCUGAUGCGCUCGCUCUGUCAUGCAAUGCUAGGGAGAACCGAACCCCGACCCGAGGAUGAGUUGUCUCAUUUCGAUAUGGAACGUGUCAUCGAAGCUCAGGCCGAGGAACAGCUGGAAAAGGAUGCAAUCGCCGAGUUCGAUCGUUAUCGCCGUAUGGACGAAUGGUCCAGCUCUUUCCAGAACCUCUACGCUCGCGCAGCCUUGCAAUGCCAGGUGCAACUGAUGCAGGCCAACGUUCUGGAAGUUGAUCUGAUGCGCUUCGUUCCAUACACCCGUUCUGGAACUUAUGACCUCCUUCGCAUUCAGGCGUUUGAAUGUCUUGUUGAUCUUGACAUUGCCCAAAAUAAUGAUCUUUUCCGGUGGCUCAUCUUUACAAUGACGAGUGACUCCUCGGCCUAUGUUCGUCAUCACUGCCAACGGCUCUUCGGGCGGGCAUUGGCAAAGGUCGCAUUCGGCCGACCUGCACAGGCCGAACCGGCCCAGACUGGCGGCCUGAUCAUCGAGCAGGAAUCGACAACUGAGGUCCGCCAAGCCGAUCUUGCACGCCGACAAACGGUGCCUGGAGCUAUUGAAGCUCUGAAGAGGGAGAUGUCCACAGAGGCAUCGCUGCGUGAUUGCAUGUGGGCUGCGUGUAACUCCACCGCCAUCGGAGUGCACGAGCUCUCUGAGCUCACCGACGUGUGCAGCAUUCUAUUUGACCCCGUGACAUCCAAAAUCGCAAGGUUAAAAUACCCCCGAUUCUGGAAAGUCCAGCACAUGGGCCACGGUCAGCUUCGGUUCUACAGAUCCACCCAAGUCCGCACCAGUCUUGGACCGUCCAAGGACAGUGCCAAACGCAAGCGCGAGGAGCAAAGCAUGCAGCCCCCUGCUCCGCGUAUCACUUUCAAGCAAUCCAAGACGAGCGCCACCCCCAGCACUCCAUCCACUCCAUCAGCUUUCCCAAAGAUCUCCGUCCCGGCCAGCGUACCCCACGCCGCCACAAGUACACCAAUCUCGGCCACUCCCUCCACACCAGCAAGUGGCGGUGGGCUCAAGCUGAAGCUCAAGUUUGGGCAAAAGAAAUGA
This is a messenger RNA of Penicillium subrubescens, 3750 nucleotides long. Its product is annotated as transcription initiation factor TFIID subunit TAF2. The transcript is spliced from 2 exons. Gene Ontology annotation, molecular function: RNA polymerase II general transcription initiation factor activity; transcription cis-regulatory region binding; chromatin binding. Gene Ontology annotation, cellular component: transcription factor TFIID complex. NCBI's taxonomy places the organism in Eukaryota, Fungi, Ascomycota, Eurotiomycetes, Eurotiales, Aspergillaceae. Gene Ontology annotation, biological process: transcription initiation at RNA polymerase II promoter. The record is from RefSeq and is a predicted model, not a curated record. Bases 1 to 3750 code for a protein of 1249 amino acids.